CUACCCAAAACCCAGUGACCUGUACUAAUCUAGAUUUAGGAAAAAUGUAGGAAAAAAGUUAUUUGUCGUUUCUGUUGAUAAAUUGAAAUGUCAUUUCGGGCCUGUGUUCGUACAAUAUCGUGAUUUAUCACAACCUUGCCAUUUAUGCAACCACGCAAUUCCGAUUAUCAGAGCUGCACAGGGAAUUAACAGCCUAAUUCCAAUUAUUUACAUUAGUGAUUACUCUGCGAAUGUAGUGUAUCAGUUCGUCGAUAUGUGCUUUUAGGAUUGAGUUCCUAACUUUAUAAAGGGCUCUCCUUACAAAAAUGUUAUCGUAGGAUAUUUAUAGUAUAAUCUUUAUUUGUAUUGUAUCAAACCUCGAUAACAAUGAACUCUAUAAAAACAACAGAGAAGCCACCAUUGAAAUACACCUGUAUACUCGUACUACAACAGAAAGCUAAAGUAAUUUACAGAAAACCAUCGAUUGUUUAUGGCAAGCUGCCUGAAAUAUAUAAGCUAGCCGAAACCUACAGAGCAAAAGGAGAUGAGGAGGCCGAGUACAUCAUGUUGCAGAGAUGGGUGAACACCAUCAAUUGGUUGAGAUGUACGCCGGAGUAUAGAAACGACAAAAUGUUAAAGAAUGCGCAUAUCAAUAAUCAGAUGAGCGAAGUAAAAAAAAUACUUGCAGACUUGAAUCAAAGGUUAGACACUCAAUACAAGCAGCUAAUGAAAGAGAAACUAUCAAAGAUCAAAAGCGUCGAGAAAAUGGACGUGGACGAUGAAGUCAGUAAUGAUUCCUAUAUGGCUCUAGUUGAUGGUCCUAUAAACUUGCCAGAAACACCGACCAGGGACCCGUUAGUUGGCGACAACGAAGAAAUUAUAAACUGCAAUCAACUAUAUCAAUUGGUACAGGAUGUGUACAAUAGAUAUUUGAUCAUCGAUAUUAGAUCGAAAACUGAAUACACCAAUUCUAGAAUAUUGUCUUAUAAAUGCAUGAACAUUCCUAGUAGCGAGAUAAAACCUGGUCGGACGUCUAUGCAUUUACAAAACUAUGUCAGUAGAGAUCCGAUCGCUGUGGAACUAUUUAGAUGUAGAGGACAGCAAUACGUCGACAUUACAAUUUUACUCGAUUGGAACACGUCGAGUAAAACGUUAACAUCUGACAACCCUCUGAACACGUUACGUAACAUUUUAGAAAAUUGGGACCCUGGUGUAAAACACAAGAAAAUCACAAUUUUAGAUGGCGGUUACGCGGAAUGGCUAACUCGUUAUCCAGCAUUUACUACGAAUCCUAUUAUCGCGGAGCCUGCCUCGAAUAACGUUUCAAAGGAGAUACUCGACGACAUAGAAUACCCUGAUUGGAUACAUUCAGACGACAAAGACAGUAUUAGUAAAACACGCGAAAAUAAAUCGAACGGUACGAAGCUUGUAAAUAAGGACGUAUCAUCGAACGUGAACGUUCUGAGCGACAAAAUACUCUUCAAACAUGCGGACUCGGAACUGAGCAACAAUACUUCAUCGCGAGCCAACAAUAUCAAAAACGUUUCUAUAAAUCUAGAAAGAAUUCCUAUAGACGUUACGACGAGAAAGUAUAAUGAUAAUUCGUUGAAACUUCAACAUAAAAAACUAUUAAGCACGAUAAAGAAAACAGAUAUACCCGCGAAACCGAUUGUCGAUCGUAGUAACAAACCAGUUACUUUGGACACGGGCCCUUCCAAUUCACAGGCGGUCUUGAAACUGAUGAGGCAAUUGUACGAAAUUACAAAACAAAAAGAGGCGUUGGAACAAAAAGUGUUGGAACUGGAACGCACUUUGUUUGUACAACACGGUGUUAACUCCAUAGGUUGGAACGACGAGGAAAUUCACGGUGUACUGAAGUCUCUGUGCUCGAAAUUAGAAGAAAAGCAAAACGAAUACAAGAGAGUCGAAGAUGAACUCGACAAAUAUACGAAUUCCACGAACAUCGAGUCGAUCAGGUAUAAUGCCACAGAAGAAAGUGAGAAAAGCACUCUCGAACUCAAUCUCGGUACAUUAAAAAUGCGUAUGAAAGAUACGGCUACGGAACGGAAGAAACUACGAGAAAAAUCUAUGAAGAAUGAUUAUAAGGAAGCAUCAACAAUGGAAAGUGAAAAUAAUGUUUUCAAGGAACCUCUCAAACCUGACAGCCCUUCGAUGGGUGGUAAUUUGGAACGUUCGUACUCCUCCCCUAAUUUGUUACAGUUUAUAGAUCAUAAAGCACCACGAGUGGACAGGUCCUCGAAGCCCCAGGUACCUUCGUACAACCAAAAUGGAUCUUCUGGCAGUGACUAUAAAAUCUCUCACCAUAGUUGGGCGAAUUGCGAAGAAAGAAUGACACCUGUUCAUGGAAGUGUCCAUCCAGGUAUCACUGGGUUGAAGAACUUAGGCAAUUCGUGUUACAUGAAUAGUAUAAUACAGUGCUUGAGUAAUACAACGCAGUUAGCUAAAUACUUCACUGACAAUUUGUACACCGACGACUUGAACACGAAUGACGACAGCACUCAGGGUCAAGUUGUCGAGGAGGUGGCGCAAGUAAUCAAAGCACUCUGGCGUGGCCAGUACAAGAGCAUCUCUCCUCACGAUCUGAAGAUCGCCGUGGGGCAAUACAAAUUACAAUUCGACAGUUACGAGCAACAAGAUUCUCACGAAUUUUUAACGUUUCUGUUAGAUUGGAUGCAUAACGACUUGAAAAAGAACUGCAAAGCGCCAUUAGAAAUGACAGUUGCAGAAGAAGCGUGGCAUAAAGCAAUGGGGUCUCAAAAGUCCAUAAUAUCCGACCUGUUCUUUGGUCAGCUAAGAUCAACCAUUACUUGUAGCUUCUGCAAACAGAGUAGUACCACGUAUGAGACUUUUAACAGCUUAACGACAUCGUUACCUCACUCCAAUCGGUGUACGUUGAGUGAUUGUAUUUUGAGAUUCGUAACUGGCCAGAAAGUAGUGGGAUGGAAAUGUCCAAAGUGUCAGACGCCACGAGAGGCUAUGAAAAAGUUCGAUUUUGUCAAACUUGCUCCCGUCAUAGUGAUACAUUUGAAUCGUUUCGCCGAGAGCGGCGGUUGGCUCGAGAAGAGGAACACCGCUGUCGAUUUUCCUCUCACUGGCUUUAAUUUGAAACCUUACCUGGUUAUGGACGCGAAUACUCCCGCGAAUAUGCAUAGCUACAAUUAUAGUUUGUAUGCUAUGUCUAACCAUUACGGAACUAUGGAAGGUGGUCACUAUACAGCCUUUUGUAAAAACGCUGCACAGAACAAGUGGUACAAAUACGACGACCAUACAGUCACAGAAGUUCCUGAGAGCCAAGUGAGGUCUCAAAACACCAGCGCCUAUCUAUUAUUUUAUACGUCAUUCUCAAGUAACAUUAUUUAGUAUUAAUACAAAGGGCCAACGAGUCCGGCUGACAUGGAUAAUUGAUUACUUAAAUAGUCGUAAAUAUUAUGUGAUUAUAUAGAUAUUAAAUAUUUUUUGUAUGUACAUUAAAUAUAUAUUAUGCGAUUCUACGCAUAUACUGUGACGGCGGUAAAGGCUUGGCCGGUGCUGGGAUAUUCUAGAGAUAUGUAAAUAAAUAAUUAAGUACUAAUUAAGCCGGAAUAUUAUUUCGGUGAUUUGUUAAAGUGGUAUCACGUAGAUCGACAGAAGGAAGUUAAAAAUGCAUCACAAAAAUAUCUAGCUUGUAUUAUACUUUGUACGGUACUCCGAUAAAUUUCAGUAAUGUUAAUUCACUCUGUACCUUUAUGUGUUAUUAUCACUUAAUUAUUUGAUGGUUCUUCUUUGCAUUGUCAAUCAUGAAUGUAAUAUGCUUUCGUUCAGCACAAUGAUCAUUUCUCCACUUUCACUGACUUCGAUAUUAUCUUUGUUUGCAAGCAUAUUGCUUUAAAUUAUUUCUACCAUUACUUUUCGAAAUCUUUAGCAACAAUCACACUAUUUAUUUCGUAUGUACUUAUGUAACUUUCAUUGGGUAUGCAUAUUUUCAAAGUGCCAUCACUAGUUUGCUUAUUUUAUAUAUGAAAUAAAAAUUUACAAGCUUA
This is a messenger RNA of Hylaeus anthracinus, 4019 nucleotides long. Its product is annotated as ubiquitin carboxyl-terminal hydrolase 8-like. Gene Ontology annotation, molecular function: cysteine-type deubiquitinase activity. Bases 367 to 3360 code for a protein of 997 amino acids. Lineage: Eukaryota; Metazoa; Arthropoda; Insecta; Hymenoptera; Colletidae. Gene Ontology annotation, biological process: protein deubiquitination. The record is from RefSeq and is a predicted model, not a curated record. The transcript is spliced from 12 exons.